GCGUGCGUGCGUGCGCGCGCGCUGCCUCCUUCUCGCGCCAGUGGAGGGCACAGUUACCUCGCGCUUCGAAUGGCGUCAGCGGUCUCCAGGCAACAGGCCAGUAGUCAGUCAGUCAGUCAGUCAGAUUUCUCAAUCAGAGUGGAGAGAGGCGGCAGCGGCGUCGGUCAUGGCCCUCUCAAGGAUCCGGUGCACAUUUUUCUGGUUUACCGUGAACGGCAUGUGAACACACCUCUGUGUUGUGUUGAAGAACAGAACCGGACCCUGUGGUACCGACCGAACUGGACGCAUUCACGCGAACGCGACGCGUCUCACGAUUUCUCUGAGGGAAUUUUUACGCGACGCCGAUUUCAUUGUACUAUUUGUAUUUUUUUUUUUUUUUUUUUUUAGCUUUCCAUGUCACCUUUGAAAUAUUUUAAACAUGGUUUAGACUUCAUUCAUGAAUUAUUCGGUUUUAAUGGACAAUUACUUUCCCGCCACCAAACUGUGGAGAAAAUUUGAUUGACUUUGAACUUCAUCACACGACGACUUUCCCUCAGAAAAAAUGCUGAAAUUUCAUAAUUCUGAUCUAUGGAUUGCUUGGCUGGUCUUCUUUUGUGUGAAUGUGUGUGUGCAUGCGCUGGAAGUGACGGUGAGCCAGAGCAGCGUCCAGGUGGCCAGAGGUCAGGCGGCCGUCUUGCCCUGUACGUUCUCCACCAGCGCCGCCCUCAAUAAUCUCUACAUCAUAUGGAUGGUCACGCCGCUGGCCAACGCCAACCAGCCAGAGCAGGUGAUCAUCUAUCAGGGAGGGCAGGUCUUCAGUUUAGCCAAUCACAUGAACGGGCGUGUGGGUUUCGUGGCCACUAUGCCCAGCACAAGUGCCUCAAUCUUCAUCAAUAACACACAGCUGUCUGACACGGGGACGUACCAGUGCCUGGUCAACAACCUCCCAGACCGCGGGGGGCGCAAUAUAGGAGUCAUCGGCCUCACUGUGCUGGUUCCUCCGUCCAUCCCGUCCUGUCGUAUUCAGGGAUCUCUGGACGUGGGCAGUGAUGUGAUGCUGUUGUGCGGUUCGGACGAGGGCAUCCCCACGCCCACCUACGCCUGGGAAAAGCUGGAGUCGGUGCCCAAACUGCCCCACAAUGCCAUGCAAGAUCAGAUGCAGGGUACGGUCACGCUGAGAAACAUCAGCACCAGCACAUCUGGACUGUAUCAGUGUACGGCGUCGAACGCCAUCGGAAAGAGCACCUGCGUCCUCAACCUGCAGGUCGUGGCACCGCAGCCUCAGAACAUCGGCCUGAUCGCAGGAACCAUCGUCACUGGUAUUCUAGCGCUGGUCAUCUGCUCUUUACUGGUGCUGGUCACGCUCUUCUACUGGAGAAACAAGAACAAGUACGAGGAGGAGGAGAUUCCCAACGAGAUCAGGGAGGACGAUCUCCCCCCGAAGAGAUCUUCAUCAGUCAAAGCGUUCCAGGCCGACGCCUCAUCCUCAGAGAAUGACACGCUGACGUCCACCAACACCUACAACAGCCGCUACUGGCACAAUCCCAAACCCAACUACGACACCAACUCCUACACGCGCUACAACGGCGACACGCGGCAGACCUUCACCGGUGGCUCUAACGCUGCAGGAAACGCCCCGUCGCGACCCGCCUACGCCAACGGCAGCCACACCCUGCCACCGCCCAAGACUCUGGUGGUCACCACCAACUCUGCCCCCUCGCCGCCCGUCAUGACCCGCAGCAACGGCUCACUGAGCCUGCGCCCGACCGUCACGACGACACCGGCGGUGACGCACGGACAGCAACACACGCACUCGUACGCCGUCAGCCAAGCCACACUCGAGCGCAUGGGCGCCGUCCCCGUCAUGGUGCCGGCGCAGAGCAGAGCCGGGUCGCUCGUCUGACGGAAACAUGCGCAUGGACAAAAUAAAAACUGUUUUAUAACCGAGUUCAGCUGAUGCCAACUAAAACUGCUCCGUUAACAUCCCCCACGCCCUUGUUUUUGAUAUUGCCUGGUUGCUUGUUAGUUUGUUUGUUCUUUUUUUUUAAGUCGUGAUGAUAAACUGGCUUCGCUGCAGGCAGAAAAAGGGCCCUUGAGCAACAAAUACACUCAAAAUCACGUGAUCUACUGUAUUUCUCAAACCCAAGAGAAAAUAUCUGAAUGUGCAUGAUGCUUAGUUUGAUUAGAUCAAUACGGCUGUUUUGUACUACAGUUUUAUUGCUUUUUAACACUGGAAUCACAAAGGAAUAUAUGGAAGCUUGUUUCCGCCACAGAAUAAAUAAAAGGUAAUCACAGCUAUUAUAUCACAAUUUAGACUUUCUUCUCACAAUUGCGAGUUUUGUUGCAUUCACGCCAUGUCGUAAUUACUGUUAUGAGAUGACAACACGUGACAUUCUACUCGGAGCUGCUCAAGUCCUUGAACUCGGAAUUAUGCGUUUCAGUAGCAACAAUCUCAACGCCAAAAUGAAUCUGCAGCGUUCAGGUGGUACAUCGGUCAUAUGGUGCAAGUCGGAGUUUACGAGUUGUAAUCUCGUAAUUACGGUAAUUCUCACAUGCUGUGAACGCACCUUUUAAAUCUUCAAUUAAAAAAGCAAUUCUGACUUUUUUCUUGGAAUUCUAAGUUUACAACUCGUAAUUCUGACUUUUCCCAGAAUUCAGAUUUUGCAUCUCACAAUUCCAAUUUUUUUGUUUCCGCCAUGAAAUUAUAAAAGUAAUUGUGACAUUUUAUCUCGCAAUUCUGACAUUUUUCUCAACAUUAUAAGUUUACAUCUCGGAAUUCUGACUUUUUCCUCGGAAUUCUGAGUUUGCAUCUCGCAAUUCUCACUUUUCUCAGAAAUCUGAGUUUAUAUCUCGUAAUUCUGACUUUUUUUGCGGAAUUCUGACUUUACAACUCGCAAUUUUGACUUUUCUCGGAAUCCAGAGUUUGCAUCUCGCAAUUCCAACUUUUUUGUUUCCACCACGAAAUUAUAAAAGUAAUUGUGACAUUUUAUCUCGAAAUUCUGACAUUUUUCUCCACAUUACAAGUUUACAUCUCGGAAUUCUGACUUUUUUCUCUGAAUUCUGAGUUUGCAUCCCACAAUUCUGACUUUUUGCUCGGAAUUCUGAGUUUGCAUCCCACAAUUCUGACUUUUUGCUCGGAAUUCUAAGUUUACAUCUCGCAAUUCUGACUUCUCGUAAUUCUGAGUUUGCAUCUCACAAUUUUGACUUAUUCUCGAAAUUCUGAGUUUGCAUCUCGCAAUUCUGACUUUUUUCUCUGAAUUCUGAGUUUGUAUUUCGCAAUUCUGACUUUUUUUGUUUCCACCACGGAAAGAAAAAUUCUAAAGGUAAUUGUGACUUUCUAUUUCACAAUUCUAACUUUUUUCUCACAGUUGCGAGUUUAUAUCUCACAGUUGCGAGUUAUAAACUCGUAAUUGUGAGUUUACGUCUUUUUUUUCCCAAAACAAUAGAAUUGCAAGAUAUAAACUCAGAAUUGUGAGAUGUUAACUUUUUUCUCUGAAUUCUGAGUUUACCCACAAUCUCACAACUGUUUCCACGAUGGAAUAAUAAAUUAAAAAGGGGUAAUUACUUUAUAUCUCACAAUUCUGACUUUUUUUUAAGAAUUGCGACAUAUAAACUCGCAACAAAUAGUCAGAAUUUUUUUCUUUUCCCCGUAGCAGAAAUAAGCUUCCAUAGAAAUAAGUGUGUGAUUUAAUGUGAGAAUGAUCCAUUUUCUCCAAUCAGAUCCGGCCUCAGUACCUUCGAUUUCGGACGAGAGGUUUGACAGUAUUACUGCUGCAGGACAGACGAGUUGUGUGUCGUCCUCAUGUGCGUUUGGUUUCGUUUGAAAGAAAAGUCUUACAUUGAUCUGUCUUAACAAUCCUAAUCCGACACUACUGACUAGAGCCGUAGUCUACCUCUAAAACAGAUAGAGUCUAAUCAAUAGUGUAGCUCUCAUGAUGACGUACUAAAACAGAACUACAGGAAAUCCACUUCAAUCGGGUGCUGCUUUCAAACAGGUAGAUGCAUAUUGUCCUGUGUGUUAUGAAGGACUACUGAGAGGAUAUUAACACAUUCACUGUUUAUUUUGUUCAUUUGUUGCUUUGUCUGGUUGUUUUUUUAAAUACUGUAAAUAAUGUAACUACUUGUAGAAUAGAAUGUGAAUUAAAACAUUCUUUUGCCCAAA
This is a messenger RNA of Ctenopharyngodon idella (grass carp), 4141 nucleotides long. RefSeq names its product immunoglobulin superfamily member 11 (gene igsf11). The transcript is spliced from 7 exons. Gene Ontology annotation, molecular function: ionotropic glutamate receptor binding. The record is from RefSeq and is a predicted model, not a curated record. Bases 542 to 1882 code for a protein of 446 amino acids. Gene Ontology annotation, cellular component: cell-cell junction. Lineage: Eukaryota; Metazoa; Chordata; Actinopteri; Cypriniformes; Xenocyprididae. Gene Ontology annotation, biological process: homophilic cell-cell adhesion.